AUGUGUUGGCGCCCCAAACUCCGCGACGAGGAAGUCUUUGCGGACAUCCUCGGCUCGUUUAGCGUGCACCCGACUCUCCAGCAGAACAUCGCACGAAUCGACGGCUCCUUCUCCUCUCCGCUCAGCGACCUGCAACGCUUCGUAAUCGUCCUCGGCUUGUGCCAGCGGGACCUCUUGUGCAUAGCGCCGGCGGGCUUCGGUCAGUGGGCGGCCGCGCUGGUGUCGAUGCUGGCCGUCACGAAUCGACACCGCAAGAUCUACUCGGAGCCGCGCCAGGGACUCUGCCCGGAUGCGCUCAUCCUCUGCGCCACCGACGCGGCCUGCAACGAGGUGGCGGAGCUGGGCGAGAAACUGGCGAAGGGCACCGACCUGCAAUGCUUGCGCUGCGACGCCGGGAGCCAGGGCCCGGGCGGGCUGGUCCUGGUGGCCACGCCGCAGGAGCUGCUGGAGUUCAAGGAGCAGGUCGACCUCAAGGAUUGUUUCGGUCUCGUCCUGCAUGGAGCGAGCACGAUGCUCGACAUGGGCUUGAUGGGCGACCUGCGCCGAAUCACCAAACACCACGGCAUGCCAAAGGCAGAUCAUCGACACACGAUGGUCUUUGGCUCCCACAGUCCGAGGCUCAAGGAACUUGCCAGCGAGCUCCUUUUCGUCCCGCUGACCGCGACGACGGCCCCAUCACCAUGGAGGUGCGCCGAGUAG
Molecule: messenger RNA, 699 nt
Organism: Symbiodinium natans
Lineage: Eukaryota; Dinophyceae; Suessiales; Symbiodiniaceae
Source: the annotation of a GenBank genome assembly